Messenger RNA from Colletotrichum chrysophilum, 789 nucleotides. RefSeq lists its product as uncharacterized. Gene Ontology annotation, molecular function: RNA binding. The coding region runs from base 1 to 789 and encodes 262 amino acids. Gene Ontology annotation, cellular component: nucleus. Lineage: Eukaryota; Fungi; Ascomycota; Sordariomycetes; Glomerellales; Glomerellaceae. The record is from RefSeq and is a predicted model, not a curated record. Gene Ontology annotation, biological process: negative regulation of DNA-templated transcription. The transcript is spliced from 2 exons.
AUGUCGCCCUCUCCGAGCUCGGCUUCCCUUCGCCAAGAUACGAAGAAGCUCGGUCGAAAUGGGAGCUCCACGAAUAUCCGAAAUGGAGAAAACAGUGCCGCGGCGCAGGCAAUUCCUAACCCUAAACACAUUCCCUGGCUAGAGACCGGGGAGCGCGCCAACAAGGCAUACCUCAAAGCCAGACAAGAGGCCAUCAAGCAUGGCGGUCUGCGCAACAAGUUCCUUCAGAGCGCCGCGCAAGCUUGGAACCGCAAUGACGCAAGGGCUGCCAAAGCCCUGAGCCUCAGAGGUCAGAGCGAGAACGACCUCAUGCGAAAAGCUCAUAGGGAGGCUGCUCGUGAGUUGUACGAGGAGCGUAAUAAGGGCAACGCGAACAGCUUAGAAAUCUACGUCGACCUCCAUGGACUUCACCCUGAGGAAGCAGUAGAGUACCUAGAGCGGGUGUUGAUGGAGAAUGUUAAGGAGAGCAGAUCGAUCUACGCCAUCACAGGUACCGGGCAUCAUAGCAAGAACGGCAAGGAUAAAGUGGGUAAGGCAAUCCGCAACUUUUUGAAUGAGUGGAGGUAUGCCUACCGCGAAUUCUCCGUUCCAGGCGACCGCAACAACAUGGGAGGGAUUCUGGGCAUUGAUGCUCGAAGCUACGACAAGUCGUUGGCUCGCGAAGGGACGUCGAGUGCGGAUGAAAGCAAGGAGGAGGUUGACAUCCUGAGUCAAGGAGUGGAGAUCGGGGAUGGUAAGGUUAGGCUCCUGGUGAGGGACCCUCCCAAGGGUCCUAGUGGGCGGCGAUGA